CAACGUGUCAUUUUUUCAGAGCUCGCGAAACACUUCCAGGCGGAGAGGUUUCCGAGAAUGGAGAAUGAGGUGGAUUUUUCCGUUCCAUUUUUAGUGUUAGUGGUGGUUACUGGGGCGGCGGGCAUGGGUGGAAUUUUGGCAGAUUUGGAGGACGAAAUCGAUAUGAUUCAUCUUCUUCAUCAUCUGGAUUUUGCGUAUGAUGUGGAUUGCGCUGUCAAUUUGCGAGCAUUUUUCGAUUAAGGAGGUUUGAGGAUUGUCGCAUGUGGCAUCGGCGAUGCUGAGAGGAAGAAGUCUCCAAUCAGACUGACUUCAAUUUACUGAUUCGCUGCUUCAUCAUUGUCCAAACUCUCAUAUGCAUCCCAUGAUACAUCACAUGAUGGUGUUAGGCUUCUUUUCUCUACUUCAUCCUCGAAAGUGCCUGAAUAACGGAUUUUCCUCAUCUCAGGUGCUUCAUCGACCUCAGCUACUUCCUCCUCUGAAGUUUCAUAUUCAUCCCAUAAUGAGCUCAUGGUGCGAUCCACUUUCACGAUCAAGUAUGGCGAUGAUCAGAUUAUCAAAGAUGUAAUCCGGCAUACGUUGUACACAGAGAUUCUUCAGCAGCUGUUGAUGCAUAGGCCCAAGUAAGUAUUAAGUAAAAAUGUUUAAGAGGAGCUGGAACAAUGAAUUUUGUUUGAACAAUAUACAUACCUUUUUGUUCACAAGCUUUUCUGAGUAUCCAUAGUGCUUCUGGAAGACCUUCCUCAACUUGUGUAGAGGAGUAAAGAUUGCAAAUUGCGGUGGAGCAAAUAUCAAAGUCGACACAGCUUCUUCCAAUUCAGGAGAUGGUGGAUUCAGUGACUUGGACAAUCUCGUAGUUGAGUCUAUUCUCUUAACGUUGUUACUUGGCUUUCUAAAGACUCCUAUCCCUUGGAAAUUGGAUCAAGAUAUAAACGCGAUUAUCAACCUGCUUCAUUCUCUCUCUUCUUUGUCCUUCAAAGUUCAAACCCGUAUGUAUGGAGGGAGGCGAAUGGCGGUGUUGAUUCCUUGGCUAAAAAGGGGUGGAAAAGCGGAGGUGAUGGUGGGACCAAGGGUGGACCCAUAGCGAAUUAGAAUGUGUGGGACCAAGGGUGGACCCAUAGCGAGCCAAAUGUAAGUUGUAGGCCCAAGGUAUUUUAGCCCAGUCUAUCUUGUCCAUCCUGUUAUUUUGUUUUGGUCUAAAGAGAUUUUUGGGCCUGAUGUAUAGCCCAGCCCACAUGCUUCAUUCUUUUGGUGAAAUCGUGAACUGCUCUCUUAUGGGUCUUGUAUGUGAGAAAGCUACUAGUUAAUAGAGAUGCGAGAAACUAGUUUAUCAAAAGUCUUUGACAGAAUCUGGACCUUCAAUCUCCAUCAGCCUUUUAUGCCAAAAAUGAGUGGUGGUUUAUGCCCUCCAAUCCCAAUAAACAACUCACAAGAAGCCCAAACUUGCAUUCUGUUUCAAUAUUUUUAUAGAAAGCAAACAUUUCUUGCCACAAAAGGAUUCCUUGAUAGUGUAUAUCAUUACACCUAACUAAAAAGCUCCUCACUUAUAUAAACAUAGUCUUAUCUACAUCACCAGCUAAGCCUUUCGAAUGGUCGGUUUUUUCAAAAAAAAAAGAAAAGAAAAAAGCAAAUUCCCUUCUCCCCAACAAAUGAAAGGUGUAGAGAAAACACCAACUCCUUUCUUCUUUCUUUCCUCCCUUUAAGAUUUGACGAUUGACUCUGUCUCUGGUAGGCUAAUCAUGCUUACAACAUUAUCUUUCUUUCUCACCCGGAGGAAAAAGAGAGAUUCCUUUCAUGUCCCACACCUUUUGCCUUUCUAGUAUUCCCACCUCUGCUCACAAACAAAUGCCACCUAUUGAUUCUCCAUUUAUAAUCUCGACCCUCGUCAUCACGUACAAGCCACAUCCAUCUUGGUUUCUCCUUUCUCUUAUCGCUGCUUCAUGAAUCCAGAGGUAGAGAAACCUCGAGUAACGGAGAUACAAGUCCGGAUGGACUGUAACGGGUGUGUGCAGAAGAUUAAGAGAGCACUGCAUGGCAUCAAUGGUAUCUAUGAUCUAUACAUUGACUUACCCCAACAAAAAUUGACAAUAAUCGGGUGGGCAGAUCCAGAGAAGAUACUGAAAGCUAUUAGGAAAACAAGAAAGACUGCUACCAUAUGUUCCCACACUGAACCAGAACCUGCCACACCGCCAACUGAACAACCACUCAACGGGGAUGCAGAGCCAUUACCAGCACCAGAAGGAACAAACUCUCCAGCAGCUGAUGCACCUCCAGCAGCAGAGCCGCCACAACCUGAGAAUCCACCACCAGAUGCAGCACAAGCACCUCCACCUUCACCCAUUGCUAAUGACACCAAUGCAGCUCAACCAACACAGCCUACAGGUCCUAACGAUGUAGGGGAAGCCCAUGUAAUAUACCGCCUCCCACCACCGGACUAUGGCUACAGAUAUGGAUACAGUCAUGGCUAUGUUAGGCCCUGGAAUAAAUACCCCAGUGGCCAAGGACUACCACCAGAAUCAUCACAGCCUCUCUAUGUGACUCACAGCUACAACACAUACAAGCCAUCACCUUAUGUCACUGAAUAUGAGUAUAUUAGGUCACCACCUAGAUAUACAUACUACAGUAGGAGAGACCACUACAAUGAGGAUUAUCACAGAAGCAGCAGCAAUGGAAAUAUCACAUCAAUGUUCAGCGAUGAAAAUCCAAAUGCCUGUACAAUAGUAUAGAAGGUUCAGGGAGGCUGAUCUGAAGGGACAAACCUUUCUUGUGGUGAUGAAAGAAAGGUUAGAUGGAGAAUAAUUUGUGAGAUAAUAGAAGGUGGAAGCAAUGUUAUCAAAUAAGCAUGUGAAAUGUUUCAGGGAAGAAUGAGAUUCUAAACUUGUUUAAGUGAUGGAAAUAUUGAUUCUGCAUUCCACUUC
This is a messenger RNA of Tripterygium wilfordii, 2915 nucleotides long. RefSeq names its product vegetative cell wall protein gp1-like. Gene Ontology annotation, molecular function: metal ion binding. The record is from RefSeq and is a predicted model, not a curated record. The coding region runs from base 1938 to 2723 and encodes 261 amino acids. The transcript has 6 exons. NCBI's taxonomy places the organism in Eukaryota, Viridiplantae, Streptophyta, Magnoliopsida, Celastrales, Celastraceae.